Messenger RNA from Paraglomus brasilianum, 3177 nucleotides. The record is from the annotation of a GenBank genome assembly. Lineage: Eukaryota; Fungi; Glomeromycota; Glomeromycetes; Paraglomerales; Paraglomeraceae.
AUGAGUAAUAUAAUACCUUUUUCUAAUGAAAACACGGAAAAUAACGAUGACGACGACGACGGUCGUCCCGUUGUCGUUGACACAGAUCCUACUGGCCGGUUUGAACGAUAUGAAGAGUGUUUGGGUAUUGGAGCUUAUAAGGAAGUGUUUAAAGCGUUCGACCAGGAGGAAGCCGUUGAAGUUGCAUGGUGUCAGCUGAAAGCAAGUUUUUCGGGAAGAAAGGACGUAGAAAAGAUAUUGAACGAAAUCUCGAUUUUGCAGUCAUUGCGCUGUGAAAAUGUCAUUAAUUUUUACACAUCCUGGGCAAAGAAGGGAUCUGACGGGAGAGAUCAUAUAAUAUUCAUAACUGAACUCAUGACUUCAGGCACGCUCAAGCAAUACAUAAAGAGAACCAAGGGCCUUCUUAAACCCAAACUUCUUAAGCAAUGGGCUCGUCAGAUAUUAAAAGGCCUGAACUAUCUACACACGCGAACCCCGCCAAUUAUCCAUAGAGAUCUCAAAUGCGACAAUAUUUUCAUUAAUGGGAAUAACGGCCAGGCCAAGAUUGGUGAUCUUGGUUUAGCAAUAAUCAAAAACAGAGACCACGUAUCAUCGGUGCUUGGAACGGUAUUAUAUACUACUUUGGGUGAAUUUGGGCUUCUUCCCGAAUUCAUGGCGCCUGAAUUAUAUGAGGAGAAAUACAACGAAAAGGUGGACAUCUAUGCGUUUGGAAUGUGCAUGCUCGAGUUAGUAAGUAAGGAAUAUCCAUAUUCUGAAUGUAAUAAUCAGGCACAGAUCUUUCGUAAGGUUACGUCCGGUAUAAGGCCACAAGCACUAGAAAAAAUACAGGAUCCAAAAACAUUAGAGUUUGUAGAACUCUGUCUUAGGUUUGAUCCAGACAAGAGACCUUCGGCUGCUGAACUUUUGGAGCAUGAAUUUCUGCAAGAUACUAGCGCCGCUAAUGAACCAAUAGCUUUAUCAGAACAACAAGCAACGUCGCCAGUAUUACCUGUAUCAUAUGAUCACAAUAAUCCAGAGACAUUAAUAGCCACUAUAUCGUCACCGCUUUCGCAAGUGCAGUCUUCUACGGACUUGCGAGGGCAUAAUUCGACAACUGAAACUAUCACUAAUGAAACUGUAAAAGCGAAAUCUCAGUCGGACAUCACUAAAGUUGAGUCAUACGACCCGAAAAAAUUUCCAACACCCCUUAAUUUGUCAAUUGCAACCAAAACCAUUGACGCAGAGAGUAAAACUUAUCAAGUACGGUCAGCUACUUUUCCGCCUCCACAACAAGUUCAAAAAUUAACAACGGACGCGUCUGUCGAUCGGAACGUUCAAGGAGAAGAUUUAUUUAAAUGUGAUGUCAAAAUUGUAGAAAAACUCACACGAGAAGAAGUUACACUGAAAAUGACUAUAACUGAACCAGGACAACAAGAAAUGGAGAUAAAAUUUCCAUUCAAUUUAGAAGAAGAUACGAUCAAGAACGUCGUGGCAGAGAUGGUACGCGAGUCAAUUUUGAAACCAGAAGGACAAAUGCUGGCGCAGCAAAAAAUCGAAGAUAUUGUUAGACAGCCACUGCUGUUGCAAUCACAAGAAUCUCAUGCUAGUCUUCCACGAUCAAGAACAUCCUCCAUUCAUGGUCAAACAGAACGUUCUCAUGAUGGUGCACUUGAUGGCUCGUCAAUAAUGACUCCUACAAAAAUAGCUGUCAACGCUAAUGGAUUUCCCUCGCCAAAUUAUUAUUCCGACAUUUCGUCAUCAUAUGGAAGCAUGGAAUUACUACAAAAGACUUCUCAUCACGGAAUUUCUUCAUCCAUCGAGAGCCUUCCACAUACUUCAUCGACUCGAGCUUCGUGGGAAAAAGAAGACGACGAAGUCCGAAAAGUGCUUAGUCGCAAUGACAGAAUGAAUGAUAGUUUUCUCCAACCAGCUGGUUCUCAGCUUGUGUUACCAGUCGAAACAUCUGUAACAGAACCCAUGGCUCGUGAAAUUCCCGCACAAUUGCCAAGCACCAUGGUGACCAAGUCACGCACGACGGAGGAUGUCGUUCCAGGACAUUUAGCAAAGAGACGAUCAUCUUCUCUGUCAUCUUCUCUGCCGCCAGCUGAAGUUAUAAUGCAACAAGUUCCCUCAUUUACCAUACGAUCCGAGAUGGUUGCUACUUAUCAAAAUCCCACUGCUGUUGUUGGAAAUUCGCUUGCGCCUAGUAUUAGUAUGAAUGAACCGACGGCUACUGAAUCAUUGCUACCAUCUCCAUCAAGCCUUCCUGCUCGACCGCCUUCGGUGGGAACCACGGAACGGCUAGCAAGUCGAACAGAUUCUUAUCAUGUGCAGGAGUUGCCUGAGACAGAUGUACACACAGAUACUAUUUUAGUGCCUACAGAGUCAUAUGAUAAUGAAGGAAUGUUAGUCAUUGGCGAACCGCAACACGUAGGGCAUGCAAAUUCUUCUGGGCCACAAUCUCCUGCAAUGAUUCCUAAUAGAGACGACCGAACAAGAAGAAUUUCUAACCCCCCUGUGCCUAAUUCCUCUAUAUAUUAUACGAAUAUACCUCAUCAUCAUAUCGAUGCGUACCAUGCAUCGCAUGAACAUCUAGUGAGAAAAGUGCCCACUUCGUCGACCGGGUCGCUUUCGUCCGUUCAUUCGAUCGGUGCUCUAGACAGUUCAAUUGUACAGUCGGACUUUUUGUUACGUGAUCAGCUUCAUCCUGAAAGUCUACAGGGAAUGAUUGAUGGGAUAGGAGUGAGUAUUGGAUUGGGAAUAGCCGAUGCUGGAUAUACAUCUAAAUCUCACGGCUAUGUAAAUAUUAAUUCAGACGCAUCACAACCACUACAAUUGGAUCCUUUAACCCAUAGACUAGGUUCUCGCCUUGCGGAAGAACCAUAUUCAUAUGAACCAGAUGAAGAUGAUAGUACUGAGGACGAUGAAUUAGAUUUAGUAUCUGAUUUGAGAGAGAGACAGAGGAGAGAAACGCAAGAGCUACAAGCUAAACAUGAGCACGAAUGGGCUGCCCUAAUACAACGCAGAAAAAUGCGACAUAAAUCCCCACAUGUAAAGGCCGCCAAUUCUUCUAUCGGAAGAUCUGUUAUCUCUCCGCUGAUGCAUCGACCAGUGUCCGAAUUGUCAGACCAUCAGGUUGGUAGUAUAUCAUCUGUAUCUUCGACAUCAUCGCAUGGGGAUUCGCGGGGCAUCUUUUAA